Molecule: messenger RNA, 824 nt
Organism: Zootermopsis nevadensis
Lineage: Eukaryota; Metazoa; Arthropoda; Insecta; Blattodea; Termopsidae
Gene: RpL10Ab
Product: ribosomal protein L10Ab
Biological process (GO): translation
Cellular component (GO): large ribosomal subunit
Molecular function (GO): structural constituent of ribosome; RNA binding
Source: RefSeq, a predicted model, not a curated record
UGGUUGCAAUGGUUGGUUGUUUGAGACCAUAGAUUAUUAACAUUAGCAAAGAGAAUGAAUUCCGCUUCCGUUUGUUGCAGGAUUGUGGAGUGUGGUGUGGUGAAAGCUUAUAAUGAGUUCUAAGGUUUCUCGUGAUACACUCUAUGAGUGCAUAGGUGCUGUUUUGAAGAAUUCCCAGCAGAAGAAGAGAGACUUUUUGGAGACUGUUGAAAUUCAAAUUGGCUUGAAGAACUAUGAUCCCCAAAAAGAUAAGCGUUUCUCAGGCACAGUCAAGUUAAAACAUAUUCCACGGCCAAAAAUGCAAGUAUGCAUUCUUGGAGACCAGCAGCAUUGUGAUGAAGCUAAGGCCAACAAUGUACCAUACAUGGAUGUGGAAGCCCUGAAAAAGCUGAAUAAAAAUAAGAAAUGGGUUAAGAAACUGGCGAAGAAAUAUGAUGCAUUCCUGGCAAGUGAAGCAUUGAUCAAGCAAAUCCCUCGUCUUCUGGGCCCUGGUCUAAAUAAAGCCGGCAAGUUUCCUGGGCUUCUGUCACAUCAGGAAGCUAUGAUGGCUAAGAUAGAUGAAGUGAAAGCUACCAUAAAAUUCCAAAUGAAGAAGGUUCUAUGUCUGUCUGUCGCUGUUGGCCAUGUGGGUAUGACAGAAGAUGAGUUGGUGCAGAAUGUUCACCUCUCAGUGAAUUUCUUGGUAUCUUUACUUAAGAAACAUUGGCAGAAUGUACGUUCACUGCAUGUGAAGUCCACAAUGGGACCACCUCAGAGGUUGUAUUAAACUGUACUGUAUUAUUUAGCAGAGGGCUGUUAAAUAAAGAUAACGAACACCUUUUUAA